CGUCACAGGUGGACUCUCCGCAUUAGCAACCAUCUUAGCAACCGAUUAGAGUUGAGAACUUCGUGGUUCGAUUCGAACUGUUUGCUCGCCAAAAUGGCUAGUAUUAUCGCUAGAAAGAACCAAGAGAAGCUCGCCGAGUCAAUAUUCAGGAAAACGCAUUUCAGCAAAGCAGAAGUUAUCAAUUUAUUGUCUCUCUUCUCUGAAUGUGCUAAUCAAAAAGAGAAGAUGGAUAGGAAUAAAUUUCGAGACAUUCUGCAUAACAAGUUUGGUAUGACUGAUGACAUUCUAAUGGACAGAGUGUUCAAGGCAUUUGAUACCAAUAAUGACAGUAGUAUUGAUAUGGAUGAAUGGAUUCUUGGACUGUCUGUAUUCCUAAGAGGAACUGUGGAGGAACAGACAAAAUUUUGUUUUGAUGUUUAUGAUCUCAAUAGUGAUGCCUUCAUCUCCAAAGAAGAAAUAAUGCACCUACUUAAAAAUGCAAUUAUAAAGCAACCCACUGAAGAGGACCCAGAUGAAGGAAUCAGGGAGCUUUGUGAUAUUGUACUCAAACUCAUGGAUGAAGACCACGAUGGCAGACUAUCCUGGGGAGACUUUCAGAAAACAGUGGUCAGGGAACCUUUGUUGCUGGAAGCUUUUGGAAGUUGUUUACCAGGCUUGAAGUGUGUGGAAAACUUCUCAUCUGAAUUCAAGGAGAAGUCGACCGCUGGUGGUCCUAGCGUGUACAAACCACAGAACAAGACUGUCAAGACUUAGAAAAAUUGCAUUACAGUAUUACACACAUUCCUGUAUUCCUAAAAAAAAGUAGGAAUUAUUUGUAAAUAGCAAAAUGCUUCUUUUUGUAAAAUAUUGUUUAAUUCGCCUAUAUAUUAUCAGUACAAAUAGAACGGUAACCCUU
Nematostella vectensis (starlet sea anemone) is the source of this 895-nucleotide messenger RNA. Its product is annotated as calaxin. NCBI's taxonomy places the organism in Eukaryota, Metazoa, Cnidaria, Anthozoa, Actiniaria, Edwardsiidae. Gene Ontology annotation, molecular function: calcium ion binding. The record is from RefSeq and is a predicted model, not a curated record. The transcript has 7 exons. The coding region runs from base 94 to 753 and encodes 219 amino acids.